CGUAAGAGUUUUUUUCAAAUUCUUUAUAAUUUUUUGAAUGUUCUUAAUAAAAUGAAGUUUUCCUUCUUUCAUAUAUGUAGUUGCCUUUCUCUAAAUACUCUUGUACUGCAUAUACACUUUGAUCGUAGAAAACCUUUUUGUGGUUAUUGUAUGAGUUUGUAAAUUGUGAAUAUAUUGUAUUGAGAAAAACAGAGAGCCAUCUUUGAGGAAUACAAAACACGCAUGAACUGACCUUGUAAACAUUCCACUACGUGUUAAUGAACAUCUACACAUAAUAAUUAUUAUACAAGAACUUGGUAGUCACGUCUUUGCUCUUUUUAUAUGGUAAAGAAAUGUUUCUUUCCAUCUGAUCAAGUCAUCUCAAACAAAUUCAUCUCUCAUCAUAGGUUCCCGUUCCAAGUUAACGAUCUGAUUGAUGGAGGAGGCGAAACCGAGGAAGAGUUUGACAGGCAGCAGCAGCAGAGAGUCAUUGAAGACCAAGAAUCCGUUUAGCCGUGUGCUGAAUGAAGAAGACCAGAACAAAAGCAAGACAGGAUUGUCAAUGAGGAAGUCAUGGUCCACGGACUCGCUUGGCCUGCUCGGUAACAGCAACACGUUGGGGAAGACAUGCAUCUGUGCUCCAACAAAGCACGAAGGGUCCUUCCGUUGCAGGCUUCACCGCACAUCUGCCACAAGCCAAGGUGCAACAGCUGCUACGCAACUUCAUCUACCAAAGCCCUUGCUUCCUUCUAGUCGUCUCAGUGACUACUAGUCUUUUUGUGUUGUUCACAUCAUGAAAAUCAAUAUGGUCUGAUUUAAGAUUGUUACUGUUUUUUUUGUUAUUCGCAAAAAACAAAAUGGUGUGGUAUAUUUUUAUACAUGUGGUACACAUUGUAACUCAUGUGUUUGGGCAUCUAUUGUG
Raphanus sativus (radish) is the source of this 901-nucleotide messenger RNA. RefSeq lists its product as uncharacterized. The transcript has a single exon. The record is from RefSeq and is a predicted model, not a curated record. Lineage: Eukaryota; Viridiplantae; Streptophyta; Magnoliopsida; Brassicales; Brassicaceae. The coding region runs from base 416 to 751 and encodes 111 amino acids.